GGAUGAACAAAACACAUUCCGAUCAUAUCAGUUGCAUACAGAUGGUUGAUAAUCUUUUAAAAUCGUUGCUGCAUACAUAUGUAAUAAGAUAUAAACAUUUUAUGGGUAGGCACUUUAUUUAUUAUUAAAUCUCCUUCACAAUUGACGGUACGUAAUGCGUAAUACGUACGUUACAAUUCUAUAAGUUAAAGUGUAAAGGUAAAAGUGAAAAGUGAUGUUUUCUAUUUUUCCGACGCUCUUUUAUGUGAUAAUUUUCAUCAGUUUUGCAUACAUAAGCCGGAAAAUAUACGAUAGAAUUAAACGGAUAAUAAUUGUAAGAAAAAUACCGGGUCCUCGUGCUCUAUUUGUAUUUGGAAAUGUAUUUGAACUUUUGGAUUCUCCUGAAAACAUUUGGAUGAAAUUGAGAAAAUUUGGAAAAGAAUUUUAUCCAAUUUAUAGGAUUUUCUCAUUCCAUCUGACAGCAGUUAAUUUGCUAUCACCAGAAGAUAUUGAGAUAGUUUUAUCUAGUCCAGUCAAUAUAAACAAAGGAUUUUCAUAUUUUAUGCUUCACAAAUGGCUAGAGACAGGUCUCUUAACAAGUGAAGGCCAAAAAUGGCAAACCAGAAGAAAAAUACUGACUCCAGCCUUUCAUUUUAACAUUUUGAGAUCGUUUUCUAACAUUUUCGUCAAGGAAACAGAAGAAUUAGUAAAAGAAUUGAAUUUGGAAUGCUCAAAACCUUAUACCAACGUGGUUCCCUUAAUUUACAGGUUUACCCUAAAGGCUAUAGCAGAAACAGCAAUGGGGACCAAAAUGAAUAACGACAAUCAAGAUGAGAAGGAAUAUAUAAAAAACAUACACAGGAUGGGCAACAUUUCUAUGAAUAGACUUUUAAGGCCAUGGCUUUUCCCUCAAAUAUUCUACAGUUUAACUGAACUGUACAGGAUGGAACGCGCUGCUGUAAAAGCACUUCACGACUUUACAACUAGAGUUAUUAGAAAGCGAUUAAAAGAAUUUCGGUUAUCAUCGAGCGUCGUGAAAGAAGAACAACCAUCAGACGAAUGUUAUGGCGGGAAAACACGACUGGCAAUGUUGGAUCUUCUCAUAAAAACAAUGACUGAAGAAGGCAACAUAGACGAGCAUGGUAUUCGUGAAGAAGUCGACACUUUUAUGUUUGAAGGUCAUGAUACUACUGCUACAUCACUCUGCUUUUCUUUAAUGCUCCUGGCAUGCCAUCAAGAAAUACAGAACAAAGUUCGAGAGGAAGUCCUAGAAGCUUUCGGUAAUGCAAAUAAUGAAAUAACGUUUAAGGAUUUACAAGGAUUAUCAUACAUGGAAAUGUUCAUUAAAGAAUCUCUGAGAUUGUAUCCAAGUGUACCAUUCAUAAGCAGAAGAUUAGUCGAGCCUGUUACUACUCCUUCAGGCUACUAUCUACCACGAGAUACGGAAGUAAACGUUCACAUCAUGGACCUUCAUUUGAAUGAAAAACUAUGGCCUGAUCCUUACAGAUUUGAUCCUGACAGAUUUUUACCGGAAGCUACGAAGCAUCGACAUCCUUUCGCUUAUAUUCCUUUUAGUGCAGGACCAAGGAACUGCAUAGGUCAAAAGUUCGCAAUGUUGGAGAUGAAAGCCUUACUUGCGGGUGUUGUACGAAGUUUUCGGUUGACAGCUGUAGAUACACCCGACAGCCUCAUACAUGUUGUGGAUUUAGUGAAUAGGACAAAAAAUGAAAUCAAAGUUAAAUUUGAAAGACUAUAGUGCUAGUUAGUUUUGAUGCUGUUGUUGUUGUUAUGGUCUUUGUGUGGUUACUAGUAGUAUAAACAAGUAAAAAUAAAAUAUAUCUAUUCUCGUCAAA
Messenger RNA from Agrilus planipennis (emerald ash borer), 1832 nucleotides. Its product is annotated as cytochrome P450 4C1-like. The coding region runs from base 215 to 1735 and encodes 506 amino acids. The record is from RefSeq and is a predicted model, not a curated record. Gene Ontology annotation, molecular function: iron ion binding; oxidoreductase activity, acting on paired donors, with incorporation or reduction of molecular oxygen; heme binding. Lineage: Eukaryota; Metazoa; Arthropoda; Insecta; Coleoptera; Buprestidae. The transcript has 9 exons.